Messenger RNA from Exophiala aquamarina CBS 119918, 2835 nucleotides. RefSeq lists its product as uncharacterized. NCBI's taxonomy places the organism in Eukaryota, Fungi, Ascomycota, Eurotiomycetes, Chaetothyriales, Herpotrichiellaceae. The coding region runs from base 1 to 2835 and encodes 944 amino acids. The transcript has a single exon. The record is from RefSeq and is a predicted model, not a curated record.
AUGGCAUAUGCUUCAAUCGCCCAAGCCGAACACUCUCCAUCUCUUGCCGAAAUAUCGAGCCCUCCUUUGUCGCUCGGGUUAGACUUUGGACGACAUGGUGAUCCCUCAACAGAGUCUCAGGGCAGACCCCGUGUUGCGUCCAUUCUCAAGUCACUCAGCUCCAAUCAAUCGUAUGAAAUGGUGGAAGACGACGACUAUGAAGAGCCCAUGCGGACACCUGUUGGACUAGCGCUGAAUAUGAAUGCCACUUCUUCUUAUUCACCACCGAGAGACGAUGUCGCAUUCCGGUCGCCAGACCCUCCAAUGAGAACCGCUUCUAUCGGUCGACACCUCCCUCUCAAUCACCCUACCCCAGAUUUACAGGCCCUGCAAGGGGCUUUGGUGAAGAAUGUGGAACGCUUAGAAGAAAGUGCGGAGCGUUUGAGCAUGACCUCAAGUCUAGAAGAUGAACUACAUAAAAUGAGGCAAGAUCAAAAGCGAAUCGAACGCCAGUCCUCUGCUCCUGCAACAUUGGAUCACGCUCUAAGACCUGUUCCUCAAAGACAAUAUUCCGCUGGCUCGUGGUCGAACUCGAUCAUUGGCGUGAACCAAGCAGCUCGAACGGGAGGUUAUUCACCUUCAGGUUAUAUAACCUCUCCGACCGGCUCGAUACACUCAAAUCCGUGGUCAAAUCCACAUGCACUGGAAAGACACUCAUCAAAGGGUAGCUGCCGAGACCCAUCCCUGCCUGAACCGCUAUUGGAAGGUCGGCCCCUUGAACUCGCCUCACCUCCUCGCUCUGCCGUCAUUGUCUACAACCAAGGAGUGACAGUCGCAUCACCAGAAGCCGUCCAGGAAACCGAAAAGACUGACCGGCCUACUACGUCGGCGUCCAAUGACACAUUUCAUCAGGCCGAGGCAGCCUUCAACGAUUUCGAUGGAGUGCAUUACAAUACAAGCAUUUCACAUAGCCGAGACGAUUCGUUUUCUCGACGGAUUUCCUUGAAGCAACCCCCGUUGGCUAGAGAUUCCAAGGCAUAUCGAGAGGCACAACCGGGGGAGAAAAUGAUCUAUUACCCGGCACCGGUGCCUGUGAUGCUCAACCUGCCUCAGCGAUUGUCCAAAGCCAACUUUGGUGAGAAGGAGAGGCGGCGGCUUCAGGGACUAAGCGGAGUCCCCGAUGAAAUGCGCAAGUCAGCCCCAUGGCUUGCUGACCAAGAUGUAAGUAAACUGCACGCUUCAAAGCAGAGCUUGAACCUCCCGCCUCAGCUCCGAGCAAGCGCGUUUUUCGAACAGCCAGGUGUUACGCAGAACCUGCAACUGAAAAAUGGUUCCGCGAUUCAGACACUGGAUAGCAUCCUAGACGCUGCCGCUUAUGCACCCGUAAGUGCGUUUACGGACCAUCCUAUAGCUGGCCAACUUGGAAAGGAGGUAUAUGGGUCAAAUAGCAGCCCCAGGAAAAGCAUGCAACUACAGGAUGACAAAGCCAAGAAACGAAAGAGUUCCUUAAGCAACAUGCUCAAAACCAAGAGGUCCCUCUCUGCUUCACGACUCGGGCGCACGAAAUCACGAGAUUCUAAAGAUUUAUUGGAUGCGGAUGAACGUGCAAGUGGGGAUGAGUUGGACCGAGCUGCUGCUGCCAGUAUAGCACCAGACGACGAUGAAGUAUCAGAAGAAGCAAUUGACGACGACGACGAAGACCAGCCUCGAGGGUUCAACGCAGCACCAACAACACUACUGGCUGAAUUGCAAAUACGAAAAGAACAGCAGAAAUUGAGAAAUCGUACCGCUGCUGAUGCCUUUCCCAAUGGAAUGCACUCAACUCUCCUCGAAUUGGAUGCAGUCACACAGUUACAGCAAAAGGCUCGGAAGACCAAACAUGUCACACUGGCAUGGGAAGAUCAUGAUGAGGCUUCAAGGCAGAAUUUUGUUGAUGAUGAUGUCCCUCUGGGCGUUCUUUUUCCUGAGAAGGAUCGAGCAAAUCAUUUCAAUGUCCACAAACCAGUUGGGCUUUUGGAAAGGCGUGAGAUGGAGGAUAAUGAGCCAUUGAGCCAACGUCGUGCCAGGCUUCGAGGUGAACCAUUGCAAUUGCCAAAGUCUGAAGCAAAGAGCCAGGUUGAUGAGUCCAGUCGCGCACCAGUCAUCGACGAGAUCCAUGGCAUGGCUCAAAGCCCUGUCACUGAGCAAGAGGAUGAGACAAUGGCGCAAAGGGCAGCGAGAAUAAAGAAGGAGAAGGAGAAGGGCACCGGAGGCCAGUUCGCUGAGGAGCUCACAAGCGAGCUCGGACUUGGUGUUCCUCAGGCUCCGGAACCGUCAAAGACACCCGAUGCCGAAGAGACUCUAGGUCAAAGACGAAAGAGAUUACAGGAAGAAGCUCUCAAGAAUGGAGGUGCUACAACCAGCACCUCACAGCUGAGAUCAAUGCACAGCUUGGCAGACAUUCUGCAAUCACAUCCAGUGGGUGUGCAGCAAAGACAGGUGUCCAAUGAGUCCAAGGGGCCUACACUGCAAAGGGCUCAAACUCAAGAUCCGCUAUUGUCCUUCAAUGCUUCGGAAUUUCCAAAUACCUCAAGUUGGAACUCGGCGCGACAGAACAGUGUAUUUGCGAAUGGUGCUUACGGUAAUUUUUAUCAACAGAAUUCUCCAUAUAUGAAUGCGGCAUUCAACGCCACGACUCCUGCAAUGUAUGGGGCUCCAAUGCCCAUGUAUAUGCAACAUCAAAUUGCUGGCCCUGGGUAUGGAUACAUGGCUGGAUACGGGAGUCAGCCGUAUGUCCAAGAUCCCCUGUCGGGUCCUCCUUUGGAUCCGAAGCAAAGGCAAAAGAUUGAUCUGUGGCGCCAAAGUAUUGCUCCAUGA